Molecule: messenger RNA, 3993 nt
Organism: Podarcis lilfordi (Lilford's wall lizard)
Lineage: Eukaryota; Metazoa; Chordata; Lepidosauria; Squamata; Lacertidae
Source: the annotation of a GenBank genome assembly
AUGAGCGGGUUCUGUCGCGCCUGGAUUCCCCAGUAUGGAGAAUUCACCCGUCCCCUCACUGCCAUGACCCAUGACAACGCCCCAGAACAACUCGAAUGGUCUGCAGAGGCACUUGAAGCUUUUGAAUCCAUCAAGCGAGAAUUAAGAUCCUCACCUGCCCUUGGACUCCCUGACUACCGGCUGCCCUUCUCCCUGUUUGUACAUGAAAAUAAAGGGGUAGCUUCAGAUGUCCUCACACAGCCCUUCCAAGGAAGAAACUGUUGGGAUUCACAGGAUGCUGUGUAAGUAAGUCUGCAGGCUUCAGUUUGCAACAGGCUGAUGCAAUACUCUCUGUGGAAGUGCUGGGUCAGAAUGAUUCAGCAGUAAUGUGGUUGGCUGUCACCGGUUUAAAAGUAAAGCCUGUUCAAUAGUAGUAGUGGUGGAGUGUGGAGUCUUCUUUUGCCUCAAGGUGCAGGUACUCUGUCUGAUUAUAUGAACUGCUUCUGUAGAUAUUUGUAUAUAUAUUUAGCUCACAUUAAACAAUACUGCACUAAAGAACCUGGGACUCUGAGCAUUCUGCUAAAAGUGCCGCGAGGAAUUCGUGACAGAAACAGACCUGUUACCUACUAUAGCCUCCAACUAGAUACCACUGCCAUGGGAAAUGUGCCUCAGAGCAGUGGCAGCAGCAGCAGCAGCGUUACUUUUGGAAAAGGCACAAGAGACUGUGUUAGGGCAUGACCUGACUAGAAAUGUCCCUCAUGCUGUAGCCACCCUCCUUAACCUACAGGGGUGCCAACGUUUUACCAUACAAAGACUAAAUAGGUAUGAGGCCAUCCUCCUCAGCCCUUCAAAUGUAACAAUCAAAAGGGUGAAUUCCCUUAACCCCGCAACUCUCCUACCCCUCCCUGAUGACGGCUCACCACAUCAUGAUUGCUCCCAAGUAGUUCGUCACGCUGAGAAACCACGGGAAGACCUAGAUUACCUCCCCUUGGAGGCCCCAGACCUCAUUAUAUAUACAGAUGGGAGCUCAAAGAUAGUGGGAGGAGAGCGUAAGAGUGGCUAUGCAGUUGUGACUGCCACUGACAUCCUAGAAGCACGCCCCAUCCAUGCCAAAUAUAGCACACAGGUUGCUGAACUAAUUGCACUCAUCCGAGCCUGUGAACUGGGGGCGGGACAAAGAAUUACAAUCUAUACAGACUCAAGAUAUUGUUUCCGACUGGUUCAUGCUACAGGGCAGAUUUGGCUCCAAAGGGGUUUCCUGACAGCUGCAGGUACCCAGAUUGCCCACGCGCCCUUAGUCGAACGCCUGAUGAACUCUAUACAUCUCCCCGAGGCCAUAGCCGUAGUGCACUGCAAAGCCCACACCAAAGGAAAGGACCCAAUCUCGGUCGGAAACCGCUGUGCCGAUCAUAUAGCACAGGAAGCAGCCCUACAGCCCCUAUCACCAGAUAACGAAUUCCAAGGAACUCAAAUUCCUUCGGAUGUUGAUUUUGAACAAAUGUAUAAGACAGCAACCGUAGAGGAGCUAGAGGGUUGGAAAGAGCAAGGGGCCUCUUUGCAAGAUGGCAUCUGGUACCUCCCUGAUAAGAGACUCCUAAUGCCUAAACUUUGGGUACCAAAACACCUCAGAAUCUUACACCAGUGUACCCACUGGGGAAGGGACAAACUCAUGGAUACAGUUCAACGCUGCUGGACCAGGGCUAACCCUCACUGCAAAGGCAGCAGUAAAGAACUGCCACACCUGCCAGACUUUCAACCCGAAACAUACUGCUAGAUGCCCUCCAGGAGCCAGACCAUGGGCUUUCGUUCCUGUAGUAAAGUUAGUACUUUCCUAGAAGCUGUUCUUUGGUCAAGUGGAGGGUGAGGCCUUGUGGGAAACCAGUAAGAAUUAUGGGAGCCAUCCUGUUGCUUUAAUCCGUGGGCCCGUUGGCUCCACGGGCGUGAGAGGAUUUCUAUGGGAAAUGAAUUUUCGGGCUAAAUUGAUGGUUUAACACCUGCGUUCAAAGCUAUGAACAUACCCUCUGUAAUGUUAUCUAUCCUUGAUUGCUUGGGAAUGUACAUCUGCCUAAGCUCCACCAGUCUCCAUGGAAAGGGAGGAAACACCUUGAUCUAGGCUGAAGGCUUAAUUGGCUCAGCUGCCACAAGUUAGAAUUAUUAGCCCACCAAUUGGUCAUUGGAGAAUUCAAAUGUAAUCAAGGGGUCUGAUUGGGCCUAGGGGUUUCUGAUUCCACGUGCAAAUUAUGGAUAAAAGAUCUAGAGAAUGGUUUGAAAGCACGCGCUCUGCAAUCCGCAAAAAUCGCCCGGCUGCUGAUGUCCACCAAAGCAGCCGUCUUUCCGUCCUUUUGUUCUUUUGCGUUGAAGAUUUUCUAAGACCUUUGGAUGGGGAUUUCUGAAAGACUCUAACUAUCCUAUCUUUGCCUUAGAGUAUAGAAGUGAGUAUAUAGUCAGCUAUAAUUUACAACGUUCUUAUUUUUCUGUACUUGUAAUUUACCAAAAGAUGUGCCUGCUUAUUAGCAUGUUCUUUAUGUUUUUUAAAUAAAUUUUAAGAAAGAAACUUUCUCUUGUAUUGUGUGUGCCUGUCCGGGGGAAUAGCUAAUUCCAACGCCUAGACUUCUUGGUUGCGCUCUAUCAAAGGAUUUCUGCCUGCAAGCUUGUGGAAGCAACUUGUAGUUUGGGGUAGCCGGUAACAAAGGAGCACAGCUGGCUCUCUUGAGCUGUGGCUUCACGUAACCCUGGGACGAGGGAGUGGUGGCAGCCUUACCAGUACCACUUUGUCCUGUUUCUGAAAAGUAAACGGGUUUGCCAGCCGUGCUCCAGAAACCUGCUCUGGCCGGAGAGCAAAGACAGGUGAGGGAGGGGCAAGGGGCUGGGCGCCCCAUUACUACAGUUCCCUUCGAAAGUUUGCAAGCACAUUUUAUAGACUUGCCCCCCUGCCAGGGCUACAAACAUGCUCUUGUCGUCAUCAAUCAGCUUUCCGGGUGGAUGGAAUGCUUCCCAGCACACCGGGCUACAGCGCAAGUAGUAGCCAAAGCCUUAUUACACGAAAUUAUACCACAUUUCGGAGUCCCAAGGCAUAUAGACAGUGACAGAGGCUCCCAUUUUACAUCAGAUGUAGUUCAACAAAUAGCAAAAGCAUUAGGAAUUAAAUGGAAAUUGCACACCCCUUACCACCCCCCAUCCUCUGGACAAGUUGAAAGGAUGAACCAACAACUCAAGUCCCAGUUGGGAAAACUUUGCAAAACCUCCGGAUUAAAAUGGGUCAAUGCCCUCCCUUUGGUACUACAUAACCUCAGAAGAUGCCCACGGGGGAGCCUGAACCUAUCCCCAUACGAGUUACUCUUCGGGAGACCCUCCCCUGUGUACAGCACCCAAUUUCCUCCUUCUGAACUGGAGGUGGGCGAAUCUGAACUAACCCAAUAUGUAAUCCAGCUCCAGAAGCAAUUGAUUGUUCUCCACAGGUAUGCAGCUGGGAGUCAAAAUAUACCCCUGGACGAAAAUAUCCACUCCUUCCAACCAGGUGACUGGGUAUUGAUGAAGACCUACCACAAGGUGCCGUGGCAGCCCACCUGGGAAGGACCCUAUCAGGUAUUACUGACUACCCCUACUUCUCUUAAAGUAGCAGAAAAAUCGGCUUGGCUCCACCACACCCGCUGCAAACCCGCUCUUCCACCCAACGACGUCACAAACAGAGACGACACCCCCGUGACCCACACCACUCCACCACAACCGGCAGAUGACAACACCGACUCUGAGGAACCCCAACAGAUCGGACCAGUUCGGGGCACGAAUCGAGCCCAACAGACCGGACCAACGCAGGGCACUAAUCGAGCCCAACAGACUGGACCAGCUCGGGGCAUGAAUCGGGCCCAACAGACUGGACCUACUCCACCACCGACAGCGACUGGACCUCCUCCACCACCGGCUGCGACCCACUGGACCUCUGAGAUCGUCCCUACAACAGACAACCGUGAGAGACCCCCGAUACGCCUUCGACUUCAUAAAGCACUGCUUUGA